Messenger RNA from Talaromyces proteolyticus, 1395 nucleotides. Its product is annotated as Bestrophin, RFP-TM, chloride channel-domain-containing protein. Bases 50 to 1231 code for a protein of 393 amino acids. The record is from RefSeq and is a predicted model, not a curated record. The transcript is spliced from 3 exons. Gene Ontology annotation, molecular function: chloride channel activity. NCBI's taxonomy places the organism in Eukaryota, Fungi, Ascomycota, Eurotiomycetes, Eurotiales, Trichocomaceae.
UAGUACUCCUAAUUCAUACCACUACCUACACAUAUAUCGGCGUAUAACCAUGCGCUUCAGUGAGCCCACGACGCCCACAGGUCCCACUAACCCCGGCCUAGGACAAGGCCGUCACCAUUUCCGCUCGGGAACGCAUCCGUUCAUGCUGUCCACCCGUUCCAAGCCUCGCCGCUUACCUCUGGUAUUCCGCUUCAUCAAAGGCGCUAUCCACGGCGCCAUCCUGAUCCCCGUCAUCUGCCAUGCUGUGUUCACCGCUAUCGUGGUGGUUCUCGACCAUUAUGCCUUUAAUACCGUCGGCUUACCGUCGACCAUCAUCCCCUCCCUCUCUAUCGUCGUCGGUCUGAUGCUCGUGUUCCGCAAUCAGACAUCAUACAACCGCUUCUGGGAUGGCCGCAACGGCGUGCAAACCGUGCACACCUCGGUUCGCAACCUCGUGCGCAACAUCCUGACGCACUCCUACACAAUCGACCGCCCGCUGACCGCCGAAGAGAAAGAUGACAUCGAACGCACCGUGCGAUUUUUAAUGGCCAUUCCCUACGCCGUCAAAAACCAUCUCCGCGCCGAAUGGGGCGCCGCAUGGGCCGCCAGAAUCGGGCAGGAUAUUGAUGAAGUCGGCGAGACCGUGUUCAAUCCCGUCUAUGCCAGUCUGCUGCCUGUUGGCUUGGAGGGCCAUGAGCAGGAUGGCCUGGGACUGCCGUUUCAAUUAACAUUUUUCGUUGAUAGCUUUAUCAAGCGUGGCGUGUUGCGGGAAUGGUUCAGUGCCCCUGGAGCAAGUCAGAUGCAGGCUCAGCUUGGGGCGUUGACGCAGGCGAUUGGGUCGUUGGAGGUUAUUAAAAUGACUCCGAUUCCUGUUGCUCAUCUAAUCCAUCAAAAGCAAGUCCUUGCGCUCUUCGGCUGUGUUCUCCCCUUCGCCAUGGUCGACGAGCUUGAUUGGUGGUCUGUGCCCAUUGUCACCCUGGUGAUUUUCACGCUCUACGGUAUCGAGGGCAUCGGCUCGCAGCUCGAAGAUCCGUUUGGGUAUGAUCGGAACGAUAUCAAGAUGGACGCUAUCGUGUCCGACGCAAACGUGGAGAUUGAGGUUAUUUUGACUGAGUGGCGGCGCGUUACCGCUGCAGCGGAGAUUGCUGUGAAACAGGGCCAGAAUAGAGAUGGACAGUCAGCGCCGCCGCCGAGUGCGAGUAAAAAGUAUCAACCGGGGGAUUUGUUCUUGAGGACAGGCCACGGUCGGUGAAUGUACUGAAAUAUACGUGGAAUGAUGCUUGUGGGUGAGGUUGAUGUAUUAAUUUCUGUUUCUGUUGCCUUGUCACUGCUACUCGAACAAGUAUGCAGGCAUUUACCAAUGUUGAACAUAACUUUAUCUUAUUCCAUAUCUAAUUUACACAUCUCAUUCAUGAA